This is a messenger RNA of Nannochloropsis gaditana CCMP526, 369 nucleotides long. RefSeq lists its product as uncharacterized. The transcript is spliced from 4 exons. The record is from RefSeq and is a predicted model, not a curated record. The annotation marks the transcript as partial.
CCCUCCUUCGCGACCUCCUCUGCUUCCAGCACAUUUCUGGCGCCGGAGCCGAUGGUGUUGGCCUCAGCCUUGCGGUACACCUCGUUGAAGGAGAAGAAGGAGAGCGAGGAGAAGAGGCGGGUCCGGGCAGCGAAACAUCGUCGGAAAGCAACUUCUUCCCUUUGGGCCCACGGCAGGGACAAGGAGCGGCGACACAAGCACCGAGAAGACUACCGGAUCAUGAUGUCGAGUAAAAUGAGGCGCAUAUGUGAGGACGCUCUAGGCAUCCAGCACAUUGAGGUGGAUGAUACAGAGGAAGACGACGAGACAAGCAGCGAGAGCGAGGACGAAGAGGAAGGCGGGGGGGAGGAAGGGGAGGAGGGCAGAAAA